Messenger RNA from Suricata suricatta (meerkat), 3107 nucleotides. RefSeq names its product Rho GTPase activating protein 42 (gene ARHGAP42). Lineage: Eukaryota; Metazoa; Chordata; Mammalia; Carnivora; Herpestidae. Gene Ontology annotation, cellular component: cytoplasm. Gene Ontology annotation, biological process: signal transduction. The record is from RefSeq and is a predicted model, not a curated record. Gene Ontology annotation, molecular function: GTPase activator activity; protein binding. The coding region runs from base 1 to 2625 and encodes 874 amino acids. The transcript has 24 exons.
AUGGGGCUGCCUACUCUGGAGUUCAGCGAUUCCUACUUGGACAGCCCGGAUUUCAGGGAGCGCCUGCAGUGUCACGAGAUUGAGCUGGAGCGAACCAACAAGUUCAUUAAGGAGCUCAUUAAGGACGGCUCUCUGCUCAUCGGGGCGCUGAGGAAUCUGUCUAUGGCAGUACAGAAAUUUUCCCAGUCACUGCAAGAUUUCCAAUUUGAAUGUAUUGGUGAUGCUGAAACAGAUGAUGAAAUCAGUAUUGCUCAGUCACUAAAGGAAUUUGCAAGACUACUCAUUGCCGUAGAAGAAGAAAGGAGAAGACUGAUUCAAAAUGCUAAUGAUGUAUUAAUUGCUCCACUUGAGAAAUUUCGCAAAGAACAGAUAGGUGCAGCAAAAGAUGGAAAGAAGAAGUUUGAUAAGGAGAGUGAAAAGUACUAUUCUAUUCUUGAGAAACAUUUAAAUUUGUCUGCAAAGAAAAAGGAAUCUCAUUUGCAAGAGGCAGAUACACAGAUUGACCGAGAACAUCAAAAUUUUUAUGAAGCGUCACUAGAAUAUGUCUUUAAAAUUCAAGAGGUUCAAGAAAAAAAGAAGUUUGAAUUUGUUGAACCGCUUUUGUCUUUUCUGCAGGGUUUGUUUACUUUUUACCAUGAGGGAUACGAACUCGCCCAGGAAUUUGCACCUUACAAGCAACAGCUUCAGUUCAACUUGCAGAACACAAGGAAUAAUUUUGAAAGUACUCGACAAGAGGUAGAGCGGUUGAUGCAAAGAAUGAAAUCUGCCAACCAAGACUACAGACCACCCAGCCAGUGGACAAUGGAAGGCUAUCUUUAUGUCCAGGAGAAACGACCACUUGGUUUUACAUGGAUUAAACAUUAUUGUACAUAUGAUAAGGGAAGUAAAACAUUUACAAUGAGUGUUUCAGAAAUGAAAUCCAGUGGGAAAAUGAAUGGCCUUGUUACUGGUUCACCAGAAAUGUUUAAAUUGAAAUCUUGUAUCCGACGAAAGACAGAUUCAAUUGACAAACGAUUCUGCUUUGACAUAGAAGUAGUUGAAAGGCAUGGAAUCAUCACAUUGCAGGCAUUCUCAGAAGCUAAUCGGAAACUCUGGCUCGAAGCCAUGGAUGGGAAAGAACCAAUUUACACCCUGCCUGCCAUUAUUAGCAAGAAAGAAGAAAUGUAUUUAAAUGAAGCAGGGUUCAAUUUUGUGAGAAAAUGCAUACAAGCUGUGGAAACAAGAGGCAUCACUAUUUUAGGCCUCUACCGAAUAGGAGGAGUGAACUCCAAAGUUCAGAAACUCAUGAACACGACAUUUUCUCCAAAGUCCCCUCCUGACAUUGACAUUGAUAUUGAAUUGUGGGAUAAUAAGACAAUAACAAGUGGGCUGAAAAACUACCUCAGGUGUCUUGCAGAACCACUGAUGACUUACAAGUUACACAAAGAUUUUAUUGUUGCAGUGAAAUCCGAUGACCAAAACUACCGGGUAGAGGCUGUACAUGCAUUGGUGCACAAAUUGCCAGAAAAAAACAGAGAGAUGCUGGACAUCUUAAUAAAGCACCUUGUCAAAGUAUCACUACACAGUCAACAAAAUCUCAUGACUGUCUCAAACCUUGGUGUCAUAUUUGGCCCAACUCUAAUGAGAGCACAAGAAGAAACUGUGGCUGCCAUGAUGAAUAUUAAAUUUCAGAAUAUCGUGGUUGAAAUUUUGAUAGAGCACUAUGAAAAAAUUUUUCAUACUGCCCCCGACCCAAACAUUCCGCUUCCUCAGCCACAGUCUCGAUCUGGUUCCCGAAGGACACGAGCAAUCUGCCUUUCCACAGGUUCCCGGAAGCCCAGAGGAAGGUAUACACCGUGCUUGGCAGAACCUGACAGUGACUCUUACAGCAGCAGCCCAGACAGCACACCCAUGGGGAGCAUCGAGUCACUCUCCUCCCACUCCUCUGAACAAAACAGCACAACCAAGUCAGCUUCCUGCCAGGCCAGGGAGAAAUCUGGAGGGAUUCCAUGGAUUGUAUCCCCAUCACCCUCCAAUGGACAGAAAAGUCUUGGACUCUGGACCACUAGUCCUGAAUCAAGUUCUAAAGAGGAUGCAACCAAAACAGAUGCAGAAUCAGAUUGCCAGAGUGUUGCCUCGGUCACCAGCCCGGGGGAUAUUUCCCCACCUAUAGACCUGGUCAAGAAAGGGCCUUACGGGCUUUCAGGACUGAAAAGAGCAUCCGCUUCCUCUCUCAGAUCCAUCUCUGCAGCUGAAGGAAUCAAGAACUACAGUGGAUCCAUUCAAAGCUUAACUUCUAUAGGUUCCAAAGAGAUGCCCAAAGCCCCACCAAACCCAGACCUGCCUCCAAAAAUGUGCAGGAGGUUAAGGCUAGACACUGCCUCAAGCAAUGGCUACCAGCGGCCUGGCUCUGUUGUGGCAGCAAAAGCCCAACUGUUUGAAAAUGUUGGUUCCCUUCAACUGGACUCUUCUGGGCGCCGAGCCAAAGCCAUGUACUCUUGUGAAGCAGAGCACAGCCACGAGCUUUCUUUCCCACAGGGGGCGAUAUUUUCCAAUGUAUACCCAUCAGUAGAACCAGGAUGGUUGAAGGCAACUUAUGAAGGCAAAACCGGACUAGUUCCAGAAAAUUAUGUUGUCUUCCUGUAAGACUGUUUAGUGGAUGGCAGUAUCUUCAUGGUAUCCAUGGUAACAAUAAUAAGUGCUAUGAUUUUAUCUGACACAGAUAUGGGAAUCAGCCCACUAAAUGAAAGGCAAAUCUCUAUCAAGUUCAACACCAGCAGACUACGUAGCUCCCUAUAAAUGAAAAAGGAAAAAAAAUACAUAAAUUGUUUUCCCUGCCAUUCUUUUAAUUUUUCUUCUGGACUGGUUUCUUAUUUUAAAAUCCUGCCCCUUCCCUUGUUUUUGAUAAGUAACUCUGCACAUUGUCUUUUACAUAAGAUAAUAGAAUACUGUGUUAAGUACUAGAUCCCAGAAAUUUGGAAACUAGAAAUUUGUUAUAAGAAUUUUUAGAUAAGUCCUUUACUGUCUGGCAUUCUCUGAGGAGCCUUGAAAUCAUUACUUAAAAAUGUAAUUUAAAUUGUUCAUUUGUUAUUUUUUCUUAUGAGUUUGUUUCUUUUAUAUAUCAUUGU